AUGGAUCUUAAGGUCUGUCCCGAUGGUACACCUGCUCCAGUUCCUAUUGGUGAAUGUUGUCCAAGCUUGAAAGCUUGUUCUAUAAAUUUUUCCAACGCCCGAAACAAUCCAUUAGGUUCACUUGGUUCCCUUCUGUCUGGUAGCAAUCUUUUACAAUCAUUGACUACAGCUACACAUGGUACAAAUUUGGGAACAGCUAUAUCAAUUUUAAACUUACUUAAUAAUGUUCAUCAAUUAUCAAGCGACAUUCAUCACAUUCCUCUUUUGAUCAAUCAAACACUUGUUAGCAUUCUCAAUGGAACAGGUCAAGCUGGUCAAGUCAUCAUUGAUCAAUUGAUUGGUGCUGUUAACAGUGCUACUCAUCAAACUGCUACUAGCCGAAAUCUUUUGGAUGCUCUUGGUCAAAGUGGUAACUUACUGUCAAGUAUCACUCAUUUGUUACCACAAGGUACAUCAAUCUCAAGCAUUCUUUCAAUCCUUAACUUAUUGAACAAUGUUCAUCAAUUGAAUACUGAUAUUCAUCAAAUUCCUGCUUUACUCAAUCAAACUUUAUCUAACAUUGUUGGUGGAGCUGGACAAGCUGGUCAAGUUGUCGUCCAACAAUUACUUGGUCUUCUCGGAUCACACACCACUACAAGCCGCAAUCUUUUAGAUGCUCUUGGUCAAAAUGGUAACUUACUGUCAAGUAUUAGUCAUUUGUUACCACAAGGUACAUCAAUCUCAAGCAUUCUUUCAAUUCUUAACUUGUUGAACAAUGUUCAUCAAUUGAAUAACGAUAUUCAUCAAAUUCCUACGUUACUCAAUCAAACUUUAUCUGGUAUUGUUAGUGGAGCUGGACAAGCUGGUCAAGCAAUAGUUCAACAAUUACUUAAUCUUGCUGGAAUUCAAUCUCAAAGUGCUAGCCGUAAUCUUUUAGAUACUCUUGGUCACAAUACUAACUUAAUUUCAGCAGUAUCGCAUCUUUUACCACAAGGUACAUCGAUUUCAACUAUUGUUGCAUUAUUGAAUUUAUUGACCAAUGUUAACGCUCUUAACAAUGAUCUUCAUCAAAUUCCUGCUGCUCUUCAAGAAACAUUACAAACUGUCCUCAGUGGUAUUCAAAAUCUUUUACCACCAGUAGUUCAACCAAUACAAGGAUCAUCAUAA
Messenger RNA from Rotaria sp. Silwood2, 1146 nucleotides. NCBI's taxonomy places the organism in Eukaryota, Metazoa, Rotifera, Eurotatoria, Philodinida, Philodinidae. The record is from the annotation of a GenBank genome assembly.